AUGGCACCCUCAAGAGCUGUCUUCCGCAGCGCAUCCACCGCUUUCGCCGCCCUCCGAACCUCCUCCUCCCGCACAUUGGCCUCGACAGCACCAUCAAGAGCCAGACAAUUGCACUACCUCAGUCUAUCUGCUCGCCCUCUCCUCACAUCCAACGCCCUACCUAUCUCACCGUUCCGUAGACACAACUCCACAGAUGCCGCAACGGCAGAGACCCCCUCAGCAGUCGAAGCACCAGACUACCUCGACGAAAAAGAACUCCACAUUUUCCAAAAACUCGCUCAAGAGCUCCAACCCACGAAACUAGAGGUUCAAGAUGUCAGUGGAGGUUGCGGAAGCAUGUACGCACUAGACAUUGUGUCUGCAAAGUUCAAGGGCUUGUCGGUCAUCAAGCAACACCGCUUGGUCAAUGCCGUGCUCAAGGAUGAGAUCAAGGGUUGGCAUGGUGUGCAGCUGAAGACAAAGGCUCCUUGA
Messenger RNA from Aureobasidium namibiae CBS 147.97, 471 nucleotides. RefSeq names its product bola-like protein. Lineage: Eukaryota; Fungi; Ascomycota; Dothideomycetes; Dothideales; Saccotheciaceae. The transcript has 2 exons. Bases 1 to 471 code for a protein of 156 amino acids. The record is from RefSeq and is a predicted model, not a curated record.